Molecule: messenger RNA, 678 nt
Organism: Brassica napus (rape)
Lineage: Eukaryota; Viridiplantae; Streptophyta; Magnoliopsida; Brassicales; Brassicaceae
Product: terpenoid synthase 26-like
Exons: 5
Coding region: 1-678 (225 amino acids)
Molecular function (GO): terpene synthase activity; magnesium ion binding
Source: RefSeq, a predicted model, not a curated record
AUGUUGACUCAGUAUUACACCAUUUUAACGAUUAUAGAUGACACAUUCGACAGAUAUGCGUCUCUUCCUGAGGCUGAAAUCCUCGCCAAUAGCUUGGAAAGGUGUACUCCCGAUCAUGCCAUGGAUAACCAACCUGAAUAUUUGAAAGCCGUACUAAACUUUAUAUUGGAUACUUUAGAAGAUUUUGAAAAAGAACUUAGGUCGGAAGGAAAAACUUACAGUGUGGAAGCCAAUAUAGAAGAGUUCAAGGCAGCUGUGAAAGCCUACUUUGAACAUGCAAAAUGGGCACAUGCCGCUCACCUGCCUAGCUUUGAGGAGUACAUGGAGGUAGCUGAGGUGGAGAUCGGAGUAGGUCGUCUUAUGAAUGAUAUAACCGGUUUUGAGGAUGACAUGAGUAGAGGACAGCUCACGAAUGCAGUCAACUGUUAUAUGAAGCAGGAUGGAGUUACCAAACAAGACGCUUUAAGAGAGCUACAUAAAAUGGUUGCAGAUACCGAUAACAUAAUAAAUGAGGAGCUCUUGACGACAGCUGGUGUGUCAAGUUUGGUUCUCAAGACAGUAAUGGGUCUUGCACAAUCGAUCACCGUCUGCUACAAUGGAUGUGAAGGAUACACUCGCCCCGAAGGAAAAAUCAAGGAGUACAUGACUUCUAUGUAUGUUGAUCAGAUUCGUCUUUAA